This is a messenger RNA of Blepharisma stoltei, 2272 nucleotides long. The record is from the annotation of a GenBank genome assembly. Lineage: Eukaryota; Ciliophora; Heterotrichea; Heterotrichida; Blepharismidae.
AUGAAGGGUUUUCUAUUACUUCUCCUUAUAGGCUUCACAUACUCUGUCCCUUGUAAUGAGCUAAAAGAACUUUAUCCUCAAUUAAACCUUGACUGCGAUCCUCUUAAGGCAGAUGGAGAUGAACUUGACCUAAUUCCAGCUCUUUUCUCUCUCGAAUCCACCAAAACCAAAGUUAAAUCCUUACUCCCCCCCCCUCCGUGAGUGAACAAAAAAAUUUUUGUUCACUCACGGAGGGGGGUUAAUUUUUUUUUUUUUAAAAAAAAUUUAUAUAUAAAUUUUAUAAAAAUUUUUUUUUCUUCGGAAUUUAAAAAAAUCCUAAUUCGCAAAAAUUGGAAAGCAAAUAUUAAUUUAAUUUAUAAAAUUUAUGUUUUAAAACGCAAUUUGUUUAAAAUUAAACAGAAUUAGCUCUAGAUUUCAUUAUGCUAAUUAUCACUUAUAUAUCAAAAUUUUUUCCCAUAAAAAAUUUUUCUAUUAAAAGCAUUUUUGUUCACUCACGGAGGGCGGGUUUUUGGGCAAAAAAAUGCCGAUUUUUCUAAUGGUUUUGUUCACUCACGGAGGGGGGGGGGAGUUAGAAGACCGCAAAGCUAAGCUAGAAACCUUAAAUACUUCUCUCCAGCAACAAAUAGAAGACUCAGAAUCCAAAAUUUCUAACUCCACACGGAAGGUUAAUUUUUUAUUUUAAAAUUUUUGUUUUCGAUACUUAAAUAAUUUCAAUUGAAAAAUUUACAAGUAAGGAUAUAAAUUAUUAUAAAAUUUAUGCUUUAUAACCUAGCUGAUUAGCAUUUGAUAAACUUGUCUAGAGAUUUAAUUAAAUAUUUUAUUAUUUUAUAUAUCAAAAAUUAAGCUAUUAAAGGCAGGUGUUAGCCCAUAUUGAUAGCGCAGUCACCAAGAUCUCCUGUGCAGGGAGGUUCAUCCACUUUUCAACUUCAGCAUAGAGAGUCUUUUCCCCAAAGGUGGAGCCACUUCUAGUACCUUCUGUGUCCUAGUUGCCUUACAGCUUCAGUCUUAAGUGGGCGGCUUAUGGGUUUCUGCAGCCCUAUUACGAGCUAUUGGAGUAGCUUGAUUCCAAGGAUCCUUAGAGUCCAUUGAGUACCGAAGUGCCUUCUUCCCAAUAGGACAUUGCUGGGCACCUCAAUUUCCAACAUAGAAAAGCAGCAAAAUCGGAUAAACAUGUCUUGAGCCUGCACUUGAUUUUUGAUACGGAGUCCGCUCCAGUUCGCCUUAGCUAUAACGUGUGAAAUGUUGAGCCAAGAGUAUAUAUUUUAUAUAUCAAAAAAAUCAAUAUAAAUACAAACACUACAUCUUUUGCAGAGGUAAACACCAACUAUAUAAUUAUUUAUAUAUUAUAAAAUUUUCCCGAUCACAAAUGGGUUAAUUUUUCAAAAAUAUAGUUUUCUCACCUAGAGGGGGAGCAAAGAAAAAGGGUUUAUCGAUGACCUAGAAAACGAAAAGCUUUUCACUAUGAAAGAAAUAAAAUCCAUGCAAGACACCAGAAAUCAGUUGCAAGACAAUAUUAAAAAUUUGCAAAAUUCUUUACUCCUCACCUCCAUGAGCGAAAAAAAAUUUUUUGUUAGCUCACAGAGGGUGGAAUUUUCAGACUUUCCAAUGGCUUUGCUCGCUUACAGAGUUAGAAACACAAAUAAACGAAAUAAAUAAAAACAAUGAAGACUUAGCUGAUGCUAAAGAAGAAAUCAAAGCGUUAAAUAGACAAAAAAUCCAAAUGCAAAAUGAGCAAGCUCAAGGAAUUGGAAUUUUUAGUGACUUAGCAGAGUCUGUUGAAGAGAUUUUUGAGUAUAAAGGGACUAUAGACAAUCAGUUAGACCAUUUAAGCUCAUCAAUUGAGCUCCAAAAUACUCAGCUAGAUAUGCUGAAACAAGAAAAAGUCCAUUUAGAAUCUCAAGUUUUAAGGCUUGUGGAGAGCGAAAAAGAACUAUUAGAAAGCAUAAGUAGACUUAAAGACCAAAUAGACAGCGCAGAAAUUCAAAUAAGCAGCAUAAGCUCUGAAUUUAAUAAGCAAAUCCAAGAAAAAGAAAACUUAGACCGUCUGCUACAGAAUGUUCUCGUAAAGGUAGAAGCCAUAAAGAUGUAUAGCAAAAAUGAUAACGACAUUAAGUCAGAUUUCGUUGAAAUUAAGGUCGAUGAAGAGAAAAAAAUUAUUGACAAAGAGAAAUUUGAAAAAAUUGAAAAAUUUUUAAAAAAAGGUAAAGAAGAAGUUGUGAGUAAAAUUGAAGAAAAGCCAGUGGUUUCGCAUUCUUUUUUGCCAAAAGACUAA